Molecule: messenger RNA, 614 nt
Organism: Boeremia exigua
Lineage: Eukaryota; Fungi; Ascomycota; Dothideomycetes; Pleosporales; Didymellaceae
Exons: 2
Coding region: 148-348 (66 amino acids)
Source: RefSeq, a predicted model, not a curated record
CGUCUCGCUCCCUACCGACAAGACGGCGCAACAGCCGGCGUUCGUGGCUCACUACGCUACCAACAGUUCCAAGACAUGCGCAUCUCGGCAACUGCCUGGUGCUAAGUAGACUCAAUUGCGAAGGAUACCAACGUGUUGCCACACCUCAUGGCCGCCACCUUUCACAGCAUGCUCGAAGCCGACAUCAAAUCGACUGGCGAAUCCAUGCUGGCCCAGCUGAGUAACAAUAUCACGAGCACAGCGCCUGGCAACAAGACCUGCGACAAUAUCGUUGCGCUGGCUUGGCGCAAUUCGCUGUUUGCCAUCACCAUGGUGGUAAUGAACAGCGAGAGCGCGACAAAAGAUUGAUUACUAAGGCCACAACAACUGACGCCUGUAGAGCAUCAGGUAAUGCUACGAUCCGGGUUUUGUUUCGUCGAAUCAGCCCGGUGUUGGCAGUGAUGCCUGUGAACUGGACGAAUAAGGUCAGCUGUGCGCCGCCUGAUUGCGAGGUGUAUGUUUCUUUCUUAUCAAACGGUUUUCCUCAGCCUCUCCAAAGACAGGUUAGGCACACAGUUGUUUCGUCUUUCACUCAAAACUCGAGAGCUCACCCGUGUACACGAUCAAUUUUCCGC